AUGGUUGUCAAGGAGUACGUGACCUACAACGAUGUCCACAAGCUGUGCCAGGAGGCAGCACCUCGCAUUCUUGAGGACUUCAAGCCCCAGCUUAUGAUCGCCAUCGGAGGAGGAGGAUAUGUGCCUGCACGAAUUUUGCGAUCUUUCCUCAAGCAGCCAGGCUCACCCAAUAUUCCCAUCCAAGCCAUCGGACUGUCUCUCUACGAAGCCCUGCCUCCCUCCCACGCCUCUGGUGCGAACACCCCAGGCGAUGUCGAGCAACUCGGUACCAAAGUAACAAGAACACAAUGGUUGGACUUGACGAGUCUGGGAGAGAUGGAGAACUUGGUCGGCAAGCGCAUCUUGAUCGUUGAUGAGGUUGACGACACCAGAACAACUCUGGAGUAUGCCGUCAAGGAGUUGGAGAAGGAUGUCGAGCUCGCAAGACAAAAGUUGGGUGGCCAGGGAGAGAAGACUGUGUUUUCGAUCUUUGUUCUGCAUAACAAGAAUAAGGACAAGAAGGGUCAACUGCCAGAGGAUAUGCUCAACGAAAACAGAUACUUGGCCGCCAGGACUGUGCCAGAUGUUUGGAUUUGCUACCCAUGGGAGGCUACCGACAUCGAUGCCCAUGACAAGAUGGCGAGAGAGCAGCCCGCGAUUUAG
Molecule: messenger RNA, 642 nt
Organism: Cadophora gregata
Lineage: Eukaryota; Fungi; Ascomycota; Leotiomycetes; Helotiales; Ploettnerulaceae
Gene: HPT1
Product: hypoxanthine-guanine phosphoribosyltransferase
Exons: 3
Coding region: 1-642 (213 amino acids)
Biological process (GO): hypoxanthine metabolic process; IMP salvage; GMP salvage
Cellular component (GO): cytoplasm
Molecular function (GO): hypoxanthine phosphoribosyltransferase activity
Source: RefSeq, a predicted model, not a curated record